AUGUAUCCAUACGAAAAGAAUAAUACUCAUAUUCUAAAUGCUGAUUUAGUAAAUCAACAAUACUUAUAUUCUAGCAACGAGCGAACCCCUACUCCAGGUUUUGAGACACAACAGAUGUACAAUGACUUAAACAAUAUGUCAUAUUCAAAUAAUGGGCUUCAACCUAUGAAUGGUACUAUGUUACAACAAAUGAAUAGUCAAACUUCCUCGGAUGAAGCUUCCCCAGAAAAUUGGUCUGGUUAUCCAUUCCAAGAAAAUAAUUUGAAUCAUCAACAAAUGUAUUCAACUAUGCAACAAACACCUACUGGCCAUCUUUAUGGAAGCUUUUCUGGAAAUGGCCAUUACUACACAGAUGAGAGAUCUAUUAGUUCAGAGCAAGAUCAGAUUGCAGAAUCCCCAUAUCUAGUGGCGGCGGCAGCAGCAGCAGCUAUCUCAAAAACUGAAAACAAUUUACCAUUACAAAAUUCAUUCGAAUCUCCGGUCAAUUUCACUAGUGCCCCAAGUAGAACUGUUUAUUUAGGUAAUAUACCCACAACGUUAACAGUCAAAGAACUAUUAGAUCAUGUUCGUAGUGGUGUAGUUGAAGAUGUUAAGAUUUUACCUGAAAAAAUGUGUGCUUUCAUUUCAUUUGUAGAUGAUAGCUCUGCAUUACUAUUCCAUUCUGAUGCAAUUUUAAAACGUCUAAAUAUCGAGGGUAGAGAUAUCAAGAUUGGUUGGGGUAAACCAACCAAAAUAGAUCCAAUUGUCGCAAAUGGUAUUACUACAGAUGGUGCUACAAGAAAUGUAUAUAUCGGUCAGUUAUACACUGAUGCUGAAGUUGCGGAAAGUUUAAAUAUUCCAAAAGAAUCAGAAAUUGUCACUGAAGAGAGAUUAAUUGCCGAUUUAGAAAUAUAUGGUGAUAUAGAUUCUGUUAAAAUUGUUAAAGAAAAAGGUAUUGCAUUUAUACAUUUUGCAUCUAUUUUAAGCGCCAUUAAAGUUGUUAAUAAUUUAGCUGCUUCAAAUAGGUAUUACCAAAAUAGGAAGAUUUUUUAUGGAAAAGAUAGAUGUGCAUUUAUUACCAAGACUCAACAACAUAACGCUGCACAAUUUUUAGGUGUCCAACCUGGCUUAGCAUAUUCUGGCCAAUUUUCUGAUAGAGAAUUUAUUUCUAAUGCAUUGUUACAACAAUCAGCAGCAGCAGCAGCUAUUGCAACUUCAGCUGGUGGUCCUAAUAAUCUUGGGAACCGUACGGUUUAUUUAGGAAAUUUACCAAAAGGUAUUAAAAUUGAAGAAAUCUGUAAUACGGUUCGUAGUGGAUUAUUACAAAGUGUGAAAUUAUUAUCUGAUCGUCAUGUUUGUUUUGUAACAUUUAUUGAUCCAACAGCGGCAGCGCAAUUCUAUGCAAUGAGUUCAUUACAUGGAUUGAUUUUGCAAAGAAAGCGUUGUAAAGUUGGAUGGGGUAAACAUUCAGGACCAUUGCCUAACCUUAUCGCAUUAGCAGUCAGUAAUGGAGCAUCCAGAAACGUUUACAUUGGUAAUAUAGAUUUUGAAGAAGAUUCCAAGAGAAAUGAAAGAGUAUUUACAGAAGAUAAUUUAAGGAAAUUAUUUCAAGAGUAUGGAGAAGUCGAACAAAUUAACUUUUUACCGUCUAAGAAUUGUUGUUUCAUUAAUUAUACAAAUAUAAGUAAUGCAAUUUCUGCAAUUGAUAAAAUUAAAUCGAAUCCAUAUUUUAAAGAUUUAAAAAUAAAUUUUGGUAAAGACAGAUGUGGUAAUAUCCCUCACCAAUUGCAUUAG
Messenger RNA from Vanderwaltozyma polyspora DSM 70294, 1773 nucleotides. RefSeq names its product Mrn1p (gene MRN1). Gene Ontology annotation, cellular component: cytoplasmic stress granule. The coding region runs from base 1 to 1773 and encodes 590 amino acids. Gene Ontology annotation, biological process: mRNA splicing, via spliceosome. The record is from RefSeq and is a predicted model, not a curated record. Lineage: Eukaryota; Fungi; Ascomycota; Saccharomycetes; Saccharomycetales; Saccharomycetaceae. Gene Ontology annotation, molecular function: mRNA binding. The transcript has a single exon.